AUGGCCGGGUCGGGGUUUCGGGGCCACGCCAUCGGACCUCUCCUGCUCCUGCUGCUGCUCCUGCCCCAGGCCCUGGGGGAAGGACCCCUGGUGUUCGUGGCUGUGGUGUUCCGCCAUGGUGACCGGGCCCCGCUGGUCUCCUACCCCACCGACCCGCACAAGGAGGCCGUGUCCACCCUGUGGCCGCGAGGCCUGGGCCAGCUGACCUCGGAGGGGGUCCGCCAGCAGCUGGAGCUGGGCCGCUUCCUGAGGAGUCGCUAUGAGGCCUUUCUGAGCCCCGAGUACCGGCGGGAGGAGGUGUAUGUCCGCAGCACAGACUUUGACCGGACACUGGAGAGCGCUCAGGCCAACCUCGCGGGGCUGUUCCCCGAGGCCGGCCCGGGGCGCCCUGAGGCCGCCUGGAGGCCCAUCCCUGUGCACACGGUGCCGGUCACUGAGGACAAGCUGCUGAGGUUCCCCACGCGCAGUUGUCCCCGAUACCACGAGCUGCUGCGGGAGGCUACGGAGGCUCCAGAGUACCAGACGGCGCUGGAGGGCUGGACGGACUUCCUGGCUCACCUGGAGAACUGCACGGGGCUGUCCCUGGUUGGGGAGCCGCUCCGCAGGGCGUGGAAGGUUCUGGACACACUGAUGUGCCAGCGAGCCCACGGUCUCCCCCUCCCGUCCUGGGCCUCCCCGGAUGUCCUGCAGACACUAGCCCAGAUCUCGGCUUUGGACAUUGGGGCCCACGUGGGCCCACCCCGGGCAGCAGAGAAGGCCCAGCUGACAGGGGGGAUCCUGCUGGACGCCAUCCUUGCUAACUUCUCUCGGGUCCAGCGCCUGGGGCUGCCCCUCAAGAUGGUGAUGUACUCGGCUCACGACAGCACCCUGCUGGCCCUCCAGGGGGCCCUGGGCCUCUACGACGGACACACCCCGCCCUACGCUGCCUGCCUGGGCUUCGAGUUCCGGAGCCUGGGGGACCUCGAUGACAAUGACGAUGAAGAUGCAGGGAACGUCACCAUCUCCCUCUUCUACCGCAACGACUCCACCGGCCUGCCCCUGAGCCUCAGCCUCCCUGGAUGCCCAGCCCCCUGCCCACUAGGCCGCUUCCGCCAGCUGACCGCCCCGGCCCGGCCUCCAGCUCACGGGGUCCCCUGCCAUGGCACCCAUGAGCCUACCACUCCCACGGCCACCGUCGUGCCCCUGUUGUCUGGGGCUGUGGCCAUGCUGGCGGCGCUCUGCAUAGGGCUGGGCUUGCUGGCCUGGAGACCCGGCUGCCUGCGGGCCUGGGGAGAUCCUGUGUGAGCCGAGAAACUGGGCACCCCUUCCCCACUGCUGACCCUGGACCCCAACAUGUGUGCUCACCUGCUGUACCAGCUUCCGUGACUUACUGUGUGCGCCUGUGCGUGGGGAGGGAGGUGGGGGAGAAACGGACACACAGGGCUCCCAGGCCUGGAAGUCACAAGUGGUUGUGUGCACAUGCGUACAUGGCUUGUGCACACAUGUAGUUCAUGUGUAGAUAUUUGAACAUUUUGCAUGUGAUGGCACAUAUCUGCAUGUUUGACAGGCUCCUAUGCACACGUGCAAUCUGUAUUGGUGUGUGUAGGUGCCUCUAGGGGCGUACUGAUGCAUUUCUCUAUAUGCAUGAUGGCAUGUGGUGGUUAUGUCGGGAUGGUAUUAGUAGGUACGGCACAUGUGGUGUGAGAAACAAGGCUGAGCUUUCUUAGACUCGAUACCCAGGGGACAAGUGGCCCCUCCAGCCCUCUAAGCUCCUGGGGUGGGGUCAGGCCUGUCUUGGUAUCUGGAGAGCUAAGCCCAGCCCCAAGGCUGCUCAGUACCAAGCCUGAGGCUGUGUGACUCGGGAAACCACUGGCCUCUGUGCUCCCAUCUCAGGGCGAGUCAAGACUCAGACGGUAGCACCUCUGAAAUUAACC
Messenger RNA from Myotis brandtii (Brandt's bat), 1913 nucleotides. It is a transcript of the gene ACP4, whose product is annotated as acid phosphatase, testicular. Gene Ontology annotation, cellular component: postsynaptic membrane; lysosome. The record is from RefSeq and is a predicted model, not a curated record. Gene Ontology annotation, biological process: lysosome organization; regulation of neuronal synaptic plasticity; peptidyl-tyrosine dephosphorylation involved in inactivation of protein kinase activity. The transcript is spliced from 11 exons. Bases 1 to 1284 code for a protein of 427 amino acids. Lineage: Eukaryota; Metazoa; Chordata; Mammalia; Chiroptera; Vespertilionidae. Gene Ontology annotation, molecular function: receptor tyrosine kinase binding; protein tyrosine phosphatase activity; acid phosphatase activity.